CCUCCUAUAUAAACCGACACGAUCUCCUCCUCUCGCCCUCGAAAUCCGCUUCGACGCGUCCACCACUUGCGCCCGCGAUCACGUCGCGCUUCCACCGGCUCCGAUCUCCAUCCCUUUCUGUGUGAGGUCGGUCAUCAUGUUUGGGGGUGCGCCGGGGAGUGACCGUCCCGAUUACUAUGAGAUUCUUGGUGUUGCAAAGAGUGCAAACCAGGAUGAGCUGAAGCAGGCCUAUAAGAAGGCAGCCAUGAAGAAUCAUCCUGAUAAAGUUGGUGACGCUGAGAAAUACGAGGAGUUGUCUCAAGCAUAUGGAGUUCUCAGUGACCCUAAAAAGAGGGAAAUUGAUGAUAAAUACAGGAAAGAUGCCCUCAUGGGAGGUGGAGACACAUCUCAUAAUCCUUUUGAAAUAUGUGAACAUUUUUUUUGGAGGUGGCAACUCUAGACAUCACAUAUACCUAGAGAAGUGGUGAAGAUGUAGUUCAUAGCUAACGGUUUCUUUAGAAGACUUGUACAACGGUGCAUGCAAAAGGAUUUCCCGGUCGAGAAAUGUGCUAUGUCCAAAAUGCAUAGGGUUAUAGAUAAGUGGAAACUUGUAGCAAAACUACUAGUCCUUUGAUUGAUUCUACUUGUCCACGAAAGGCUCCAAGAGUGGGAAAUCAGAGACAUGCCAUUCGUGUCAAGGUAGAGGCUUGAAGAUUGUAACAAGAAUGCUUGGAUUAGGCAUGAUCCAACAAAUGCAACAUACGUACGAGCAAUACAGCAGCUCAGGUGAGAUCAUCGGCAGAAAGGAUAAGUGCCCUCGGUGCAAAGGAAAAAAGGUUAUCCAGGAGAAGAAGUUACUGGAGGUGCAAAGGAAUGCAACAUAGAAGAUUGUAAUCCGAGGAGGAGCUGAUGAAGCUCCUGACACAGUGACGGGACACAUUAUCGUCAUCGUACAACUCCAGGAGCAUCCGCAGUUCAAGAGAGCAUUUGGUGAUCUCUAUGUGGAACAUUGGCUCAGUCUGGCACAGGCAUUUUGUGCCUUCCACAAUUUGCUCUGACUCAUCUCGAUGGUAGACGGUUGCUCAUCCAGUUAAAUCCAGGGGAAGUCGUGAAACCUGGCAAAUCUUAUAAUUGCUUCACCUUCUCUAAUUAGUUUCCAGCUUCCAUGUAACAACAUUAAUCUGGCAUGUUUCUUCUGUAAGUAAUCAACUGUGAAGGGAUGCCUUUACAUCAAGUUCCGGUGCCUUCUCACCUGAACAGUGCCGUUCUCUGCAUAAAAUUCUGCCUGCAAGCUUUAGCAGCCUAUCAGUUGUCUGACAUGAAGCUGAUAAACGUGAAGAAACCACUCCAUAUGAUGUUAGCAUCGGAGAGCAAACGAGGAUAAGACAGCAGCAGCGGCUAGAGGAGGAAGUUUCGGAUGAAGACAAGGAUAGAGCUGCACGCGUGCACUGUGCCCAGAGGUAAUUUUCAUACACCCAUCAGUACUUUUUAUCUAUUUGUUCACAUCUGCCCAUACGAUAGUUUGAUCAUUAACCAUCAGAUGCUUAGUUUUUCUCA
Musa acuminata AAA Group (dessert banana) is the source of this 1536-nucleotide messenger RNA. Its product is annotated as chaperone protein dnaJ A6-like. Gene Ontology annotation, biological process: protein refolding. The coding region runs from base 137 to 439 and encodes 100 amino acids. Gene Ontology annotation, molecular function: Hsp70 protein binding. Lineage: Eukaryota; Viridiplantae; Streptophyta; Magnoliopsida; Zingiberales; Musaceae. Gene Ontology annotation, cellular component: cytoplasm; cytosol. The record is from RefSeq and is a predicted model, not a curated record. The transcript is spliced from 7 exons.